Sander lucioperca (pikeperch) is the source of this 1103-nucleotide messenger RNA. It is a transcript of the gene tmem150c, whose product is annotated as transmembrane protein 150C. Bases 156 to 1019 code for a protein of 287 amino acids. The record is from RefSeq and is a predicted model, not a curated record. NCBI's taxonomy places the organism in Eukaryota, Metazoa, Chordata, Actinopteri, Perciformes, Percidae. The transcript has 9 exons.
GACAGAUACCGAAACCGGAAAUCUGUCUUGCCAGGAUUACAUGUACUCAUACCUGCUGUAUGACGCCACGACGACAUCACACCUUUAUCAGUAAUGAAAGAACUGUUGCCUGUUGCGACGUGUAUUACCGACUAUAUAUAUAUAAAAUAAUGUAGAUGAGAAGUCUAUGUAACGUUGCCGUAUUUCCAGUCUACAAACAUUUAGCUGAACCACGGAGCGGUGAGAGAAUACCCUCAGGGCGGACAGACAAACUCAGAGGAGACGCGAUGUGGAGCUGGAGCAGCAGUCGGUGGGCUCUUCUACCUCCCGUCUACUCUGUGCUCACUGCUGCUGGACUGUGGCUGGUAUACUUUGUAGCUGUAAAUAAUGAGAAGAUCGCACCCCUGGGUUCGUCAUACAGGAGAAGAAAUGGAUCGUUUUACCCUCCCUACAUUAGUGUUGCAGGCAACUUUUCACCAGCCAGCUGCAUCUUCAGCGAGGUCAUGAACUUGUCUGCGUUUGGGGGGUUCGUAAUUGCUGUCCUCAGAUACCUUCAGCUGAAACACAGAACAUACCAUCAGUGGCUGAAUGCUGGUAGUCUGGUGGCUUUCUCUAUCGGCUGCUUUGGAAUGACACUGGUUGGAAACUUCCAGGUAUUUACUGAGGAGAUGAUCCACAACUUUGGCACCUUAAUGACGUUUGGACUGGGAACGCUGUACUGCUGGGUGCAGUCCUUCAUCACCCUGAGAGUGGACCUGAAGAAUGAAGGGAGGAAGGCUGGGAUCAUCCGCUUCCUGUUGUCUGGAUCCAUCACUGUCUGCAUGAUCCUCUACUUCUCCCUGAUAGGUCAGCGUCUCCACAUGCAAGCAGCUCAGUCCCAGUGGGCGCUGGUCAUGUUGUUCAUCACCUUCCUCGGCACUUUUGCCAUCGAGUUUCGCCACAACCGCUUCGACAUCGUGUGCACAGACAACUCUGGGCGUACAGUGAGCCGGUCAGAGGCGCUCUCUGAAGCGUCCAGGUACCAGCCGGACCAAAUAUGAAUAAGCUGCCCUCCACAUGUGCCCCUGGAGCUGUUUGAGUGCUGUUGACUUCCUGUCUGCUGCCAUUUGCCAAAGCACAUUAUC